This is a messenger RNA of Acanthochromis polyacanthus (spiny chromis), 2966 nucleotides long. It is a transcript of the gene pip5k1bb, whose product is annotated as phosphatidylinositol-4-phosphate 5-kinase, type I, beta b. The transcript has 15 exons. NCBI's taxonomy places the organism in Eukaryota, Metazoa, Chordata, Actinopteri, Pomacentridae. The record is from RefSeq and is a predicted model, not a curated record. Gene Ontology annotation, biological process: phosphatidylinositol metabolic process. Gene Ontology annotation, molecular function: phosphatidylinositol kinase activity. The coding region runs from base 591 to 2195 and encodes 534 amino acids.
UGACUGCAGGCUUGCCAGAGCUUGUCAGACAAAAGUCCAAAUUUGGCCAAUGUUUCUAUUAGGCUCUCUCUCUCCUCACAGACUUCCCUGAGCGUGUGCUGGUUUUUUUUCCCUCCUACACUCAGAAAAGAGACACUGAGCCACAGUUUCAUUGACUCAUGUCACUCUGCCUUAUUUUUCUCUGGGGAACGAAGGAAAACAGCAAAACGGACGUAUUUGGACGAGGGGAUGAGGAGGGACAGGGAGUGGUGCGGUAGAAUUCAUGGAGAAUAUGUGGGAAAACAAGACUGCCUGGUGUUUUGUGGCUCGGGAAGGUUGUGGUGUAAGCUGGGCAGUGCCAGCUGUUCGCUUUUAGCCUCAGGGCUACACCUCAUUUACACACACUUGGCAGCUCCGCUUCUUUAUGAGGUGUUAUUCUGCACUCAUAAGGCUUGGAAGAUGGAAAGACAAGUGGAAAGCCAGACAUGACGAAGAGCAAGAAGAUGCAUUUUAAAAGGCUGCCUUGACAACUCCUGAUGAUUUCUCUACCUGACAAUCAAGCGCUGUCGCCCUGAUCGCUGUCUGUCAGGCACAGCUUUUCAUUAAGCAAGAUGUCAACCACAACAGAAAUUGGGAUGGGAGGGCCUAGAAGCACAAGCAGAGAGAAAACGUACAAGAAGACCACGUCAUCGGCCUUGAAGGGAGCCAUUCAGCUCGGCAUCGGCUAUACAGUCGGUAACCUCACCUCAAAGCCUGACAGAGAUGUGCUUAUGCAAGACUUCUAUGUGGUGGAGAGCGUCUUUCUGCCCAGUGAGGGAAGCAACUUGACCCCAGCGCACCACUACCCCGACUUCCGCUUCAAGACUUACGCCCCGCUCGCCUUCCGCUACUUCAGAGAUCUGUUUGGCAUCAAACCGGACGAUUACCUGUACUCCCUGGUAAACGAGCCUCUGAUCGAGCUGACCAACCCAGGGGCCAGUGGCUCUCUGUUCUACCUAACCAGCGAUGACGAGUUCAUCAUUAAAACUGUGCAGCACAAAGAGGCCAAGUUUCUCCAGAGGUUGCUACCAGGAUACUACAUGAACUUGAAUCAGAAUCCACGCACGCUGCUGCCCAAGUUUUACGGCCUGUACUGUAUCCAGUCUGGAGGCAUCAACAUCCGACUGGUGGUGAUGAACAACGUGUUGCCUCGCUCCGUCAAAAUGCACUACAAAUACGAUCUGAAGGGAUCCACCUACAAGAGACGAGCCUCCAGGAAAGAGAGGGAGAAGUCCAGUCCGACCUACAAAGACCUGGACUUUCAGGACAUGCACGAGGAGGGGGUUUACUUUGACACGGAGACGUACAACAACCUAAUGAAGACCCUGCAGAGAGACUGUCGGGUGCUGGAGAGUUUUAAGAUCAUGGACUACAGUCUGCUGCUGGGUGUGCAUGUUCUGGAUCAGAGCCAGAGAGAAGGAGGCGAGCCGGGCCAGGCGGGCAGCGACGGGAGGAGACCUGUGGGUCAGAGAGUGCUUUACUCCACCGCCAUGGAGUCCAUCCAAGGAGACGGGAAGGCUGCUGAGGCCCUCACCACAGACGACACGAUGGGUGGUAUUCCUGCCAAAACACACAAAGAAGAGAAGCUCCUCAUCUUCCUGGGUAUCAUAGAUAUUCUACAGUCAUACAGGUUCAUUAAAAAGCUGGAGCACUCUUGGAAAGCUCUGGUGUAUGAUGGCGACUCGGUCUCGGUCCACCGGCCGGGGUUUUACGCCAGCCGCUUCCUCAAGUUCAUGAGCACGCGCGUCUUCAUGAAAACUCACCCACUUCGAUUCUCCCCUUCAAAGAGGACUCGCACUUCCAUUCCUGCUCUGAAGUCGUCCUCACAGGAGAUCCUUUCAUCGAAUCAGGAUGAGAGGAACGAGCUGGAAAGGAGGGACCGGCUGGGAGGAGCUCGCAGCCUGGCCAGCCUGGAUGGACAAGCUGUGUUUGGUUCGUAUCUACGUCCUGAUCUGGUCCCUGCCAACCCGUCCUUCUACGAGGGCUCCUCCAUGGGAACCAUCUCCACCUCCUCCAUCUUUGUAAACGUGGACAACCGAACAGAAGAGGGAGAGGACGUUGCAUCCAGCUCCACCUUCACACUGGAGGACAGCGCCAUCUGCCUCACCUCAGAGCAGAGCACCAUGGACGUGGACAUAGACCGCGACGACGGAUCUGUUCUCGAUGUCUACUUGUGAAAAUAGCAGCUUUACAGACUUCAUUUCCUCCUGCCAAGCAUAAGACAAUCGCCGCACUCCAUUGGACAGACCAGGCUGGCGUUUGACUCCACUUUCAGAGCUGCUACUUCCAUGAUACCACUUGUAAUUGCCAACUCAUAAAAAUGCAGAUUCCCACUGGUUCUAGGACUAAAAGAAGACACCAACAAAGACACAGCGACGGACAUCUGCGGGAACCAUGUGACAUAUCGUGUUAAGUGCUGAACAUGAGGCUGAGCUGCUCUCCAGAGCACGCCUCAACGCAUCGCCAUUCACUUUUAUACAUGUCCACUGUUUCCAUGGCCUCCACAAGGAUCCAGACAUUUACUAGAUAGAAAUAUAUAUAUGAAGAGAUGGUAGAAACGCGUCAUGCAUUUCUUUAAACAGUUUUUUCUGCUGAUCAGAAAGACAUGAGACACUUUGAAAAUUUUGCAGCGGCAUUAGUUGCUGAUAACACAUGAGGAAUGUUUACAGUGUAUUCAUGGGAUCUUUGUCCCUGAUGAAGAGGGGCGGGGACACACAGAAGGACACCAGCCAGCUUGUAAACCACAGCCAACGCAGAGGAGGAAAGACUCACGUGAAGACCUGAUUCUGAAGCUACCGAGGCCAAAAACACAGACUGUGAUGUGUUUGAAGUGGCCGACAUUUCCUAACAGGAAGCCGGAGCUGCUGUAAGACAGUUACUGGAUCUUGGAUGAAGCACAGAGCGGAGAGACAAUGCACUUGGUCUUGAUUUUUUUUUUUUUUUAAAAA